Messenger RNA from Erythranthe guttata (spotted monkey flower), 2131 nucleotides. RefSeq names its product beta-glucosidase 40. Gene Ontology annotation, biological process: carbohydrate metabolic process. Gene Ontology annotation, molecular function: beta-glucosidase activity. NCBI's taxonomy places the organism in Eukaryota, Viridiplantae, Streptophyta, Magnoliopsida, Lamiales, Phrymaceae. The record is from RefSeq and is a predicted model, not a curated record.
CACUGCACAUUUAUAUAUAAUGCUUGCAUAGUUAUAUACAUUUAUUUAUUACAAAUUUACAAUAUUUCUGUAGAUUAACUCCUCUCUCUCUCACACACACACACUCCACCACCACCACCACCACCAUCUCUCUCUCUCUCUCUCUCUCUCACACACACACACACACACACACACUGUGCCCACCAAUUUAAUUUGCCACACUCAAAAGCUACAAACUUUAGAGACAUAAAAUAUUGUUACACUUUUCAUUGUCGUCUACAUACAAUCAUCAUCCAUUUCACACACAACCAUAUAUAUAUAGGAGUAUUAAUUACUUAUACACCUAUAUAUGUAUAUACAUAUAUCCUAUAUACACAAAAGAAUGCCUUGAAACAAAGUUCCUUCCUUUGCUUCCCUCAUUUCUUUCAACUCAAAAAAUAAUUUAAAAAAAUUAAAAUAAAAAUUAGAAGAGCAAAUAAAAAUGAUGUUGCUGAGAAAAAGCAUCAAAUCUUUGAUAUUUGCAUUUAUUGUAAUAAUUCCCAUUUGUUGCUCUCAGAAUAUUAGCAGAGCAAGUUUUCCAAAAGGUUUUGUCUUUGGCACUGCUUCUUCUGCUUAUCAGUAUGAAGGAGCUGUUAAGGAAGAUGGAAGAGGUCAAACAAUCUGGGACACAUUUGCUCAUUCUUUUGGAAAAGUUGUCGAUUUUAGCAAUGCCGAUGUAGCGAAUGAUCAGUACCACCGUUACAAUGAAGAUAUACAGCUCAUGAAAGAUAUGGGAAUGGAUGCUUACAGAUUCUCAAUUGCUUGGUCCAGGAUUUUCCCCAAUGGAACAGGUGAAAUAAAUCAAGCUGGAAUCAAACAUUACAACAAUCUCAUCGAUGCUUUACUAUCCAACGGAAUCGAACCAUACGUAACACUCUACCAUUGGGACCUCCCUCAAAGUCUCCACGACAGAUAUACAGGAUGGCUUAGCCCUCAGAGCAUAAAAGACUAUGCAGCAUACGCUGAAACCUGCUUUAAGGAAUUCGGUGAUAGGGUGAAGAAUUGGAUAACUUUCAACGAGCCGCAUAUUUUUGCUGUACAAGGCUAUGAUGUCGGCCUUCAAGCUCCGGGUCGAUGCUCUAUCCUUCUCCAUGCUUUUUGUGGGGCCGGAAAUUCGGCUACCGAGCCUUAUAUAGUUGCGCACAAUGUGCUUCUUUCGCAUGCAACUGUUGUUGAUAUUUACAAGAAAAAAUAUCAGCGAAAACAACAUGGAGCGAUCGGGAUAUCCUUGGAUUCUUUCUGGUACGAACCCGCAUCAAAUUCGUACGCUGAUAUGCAAGCAACACAAAGAGCAAUCGAUUUUCACUUGGGUUGGUUUCUAGAACCCUUAAUUCUCGGUGACUAUCCAAAGUCAAUGAGAACAAGAGUCGAAAACCGAUUGCCAAGAUUUUCUCAGGCACAGUCGUCUCAGCUAAAGGGUGCCUUCGAUUUCAUAGGAAUAAAUCACUACACAACUUGGUAUGCAAGAGAAAACAGCACUAACAUAAUGGGUGUUCUGUUCAACGACACAGUUUCAGACUCUGGUGCCUUAACCCUUCCAAUUGUAAUCGGAAAGCCUAUAUUUGACAAGGCAAGUUCUGUGUGGUUAUACAUUGUGCCACAUGGGAUACGAAGUUUGAUGAACUACAUUAAGCAGAAGUACGGGAACCCUCUCAUACUUAUCACUGAAAACGGAAUGGACGAUGGAAACAGCCCGUUUACGUCAAUUAAAGAUGCUCUAAAAGACGAGAAGCGGAUUAAAUAUCACAACGACUAUCUGACUAACCUCUUAGCUGCUAUCAAAGAAGAUGGUUGCAACGUGAGAGGCUAUUUUGCAUGGUCUUUAAUGGAUAACUGGGAAUGGGGAGCUGGAUACAGUUCACGAUUUGGACUUUACUAUGUCGACUACAAUGACAAGCUCAAGAGAUACGCAAAGGAUUCUGUCAAGUGGUUCAAGAAUUUCUUGGCUACUUAAUUUAUAUUUAUUUAAAAAGGGAAAAAAUAAUAAAGUUACAAGAAUUAUAAAAAUUGAUUCAGUAAACAAACAUCGAAACACACACAGUGAGUGUAUACAAUUCACACAAUAAUAUUUAUACAGAUAUAUAUGCAUUCUCUGUGUUUUUUCUUUGCUAAA